AUGAUCAACAGGGCCAUUAAGGCGAAAAUACACGGUGUUUACUUCUAUAAAAGGCUAAAGCUCCUAAAAGAAUAUAUCGCCAGAUAUCCUGAAUGUCUUACUAAUGUGGUACACUAUCACUGCCUGUAUGGAAGCCUCCAGCCUAUUGUUGCCCCCCCAAUUCCAUUCCAUAUACUGAUAGUGGAUAUCGUCACUGGAUUGCUAACCUUGUAUGACGACCGGGAUACCAUGAUAUCAGUUACCGACAAGUUCACCAAGUGGUUGAUGUAUGGUAUCGAACUGCGACAAGCCUGGGACAUGAUGCCCCAAGCAUUUGACCACAACAGAAGCUUCAAAGCUCGUUUAGAUGCGGAGCAAUCGCUGGUAUACACAGCGAUCUAA
Messenger RNA from Penicillium chermesinum, 381 nucleotides. RefSeq lists its product as uncharacterized. The coding region runs from base 1 to 381 and encodes 126 amino acids. The transcript has 3 exons. The record is from RefSeq and is a predicted model, not a curated record. NCBI's taxonomy places the organism in Eukaryota, Fungi, Ascomycota, Eurotiomycetes, Eurotiales, Aspergillaceae.